AUGGCCAGCUCGCGCACUCUCCUCCUUCUUCUCCUCUGCCUCAUUCUCGCUUUCUUCCCCGCCUUCUCUCGCGCCACUCUCUCCGCGUACUAUAGCUUUGACGGCGGCCAGUUGGGCGGCCUCAGCGGGUAUUGCCCCAAUGUGGUGCCCCUGGGUUCGAUGUCGAGCUCCACCACGACCAGCUGCAAGUUUGGCGAUUGCCUGCCCAGCGGCGGCACCUUCAACGCAAGGACAGUGAAGAUAUUCCAGGGCAUGGACUCGUCGCAGUUGUCCAUCAGCCUGUGGACCACCAUCUCGAGCACCAACCCCGGCAGCUAUUCGCUGGUCAGCAAGUCGGGCAUGAUCAGCAUCGGUUACGAUGUCUCCUGCCUUCUCGUAAUUUGCACGAGGACGUUCACUGCCACCUACACGUUCAACGCGCAACGCUCGGUCAAGGUCUCUAUCGACAGCCCAUUCAGCUCGGGCAACACCUACCACAUCGCGGCCAUCUACGACUCCUCUGCUUUCUGUGUGUACAUCAACGGCGCCGCGAAGUGCGCGUCCUCCACCGGCGUCUUCACCGAGACCACCUCGACCGACCUCGUGUUCGGCAACUCGUGGCCCGGCACCAUCGACGAGAUCAAGAUUUACGACCACGCUCUGACGUCCGCCGAGCUCGCGGCCCUUCGAAACCCGACCGCCCCCAACGACCAGCCCCAGUUGACGCUCAACAUUGACGGCGAAUCGUUUUCCUCGUCGCUGAGCGUUCCGGCGCUCACCAACUUCACCGCCGUCGCCGAGGUGGUGGACGCCAAGAGGGCCUUCUCUGGUGUGACCCCGAGCGACCCCUCCUUGUACAGCUACGACUGGCAGACGCUCAGCACCAAGUGCGGCAUCGUCGACACGAGCGAUUCGACCGGCCAGUCCACACUCUUCAAACUCCUGAACGUCGGCUCCUUCUCGAUUCGGAUGUGCGUCUCCGACGGCGAGGUGGCGAGCGAGAUCGUCAUUUCUGCCUUCGUGACGGCCAGCUUCCCCGUACUGGAAACGGAGGCGCAACCGGAAAUCGUGAUUCCAGAGGGUGCGGUCAACUACCCCAUCACCGUCACCGCCUCCGCGAUACCGCCGCCUGCGUUUCAAUGGCAGAAGCUGGCGACGAUCGAAGUCAACACGACCACCAACUCCACGACCAACUCUACCGGCGCGGGAAAGCGUGACGAAGAGUACCAUUCGUUCUGGAUGGACAAGCGAGAGAUCGUCAAUGUCACCGAAUUUGUGGACAUCGACGGGGCCACCACCAACACGCUGCUGAUCAACGGGACUGCGGCGGACAACAACACGAUAAUCCGGUGUAUCAUCUUCAACGGCGGCGGUUCCGUCGUAAGCAGCAAUUUCACCGUCCGCGUCAACGCCGCCCCGGUCGUACCCCCGGACGGCGGUGGAGGAGGCAGCGGAGGUUCGUCUGACUCGACCAACAUUACGAUCAUCGCAGCGGCAGCGGGCGGUGGCGGCGGCCUCGUGGUCCUGUGCUGCCUGAUUCUGGUCAUGGCCGCGCUCAGCUGGGGCUGGAAGCGGGGCCGCUCGCCCUACCGCAAGCUCAAGCAGCCCGACUACGCCCAGAUCGCGUAUGGCGAUGUCAAGAACGAUGUUGUCAUCCCCAAACGUCAAGCCGAUCACUACCUCACCCUGGAGCGACUCAUCAUUGCUCCCGACCUGCGCCUGGCUCACGCCAUUCUCCAGACCGCGAGACACGGCGACUUGGAUGUGGCGUGUCGAUCCCUGCUGCGCGUGUUGGACGCGCACGGCAAGGGCUUCAACUUCAUCGCCGGCUGCAUCUCCUGGGAGGUGGCCGAGGCCAGCGACGAGGGCACCCUCUUCCGGUCCAACAGCAACGCCACCAAGCUGUUCUCCUACUACAUGAAGAUGAUCGGCCUCAAGUACCUGUGGCACGUCCUCGUGCUCUCGGUCCACUCCCUCAACGACAACGCCAUCGAGACGUUCCCCGAGACUGAGUCAGGCACGUUUCCCUCGCCCGCCACGCCACCCGCUCCACCCAAAAGCAAACCGGGGCUCAUGAGGUCCUGCCUGCAGAAAAGGGAUCGAGGGUCGAGGGUCGGCAAGUACCGACUCGACACGGACGACGAGGAAGCGGCCUACUCCUCCAUCUCGAUGGACAUUCUCGGCAUGUCCAGCAUGGAACUGGACCCCGAGAAACUCGACGAGGCGUCGGAUGUGACGAUCAACACGCUCGAACUGUGGCUGAUCGCCCAAAAGAUGUUCAAGCUCAUCACGGCGAGCCAGAAGAACAUUCCGCGUCAGCUUCGCAUGAUCAUGGAGCACGUCCACGACGAGAGGUUCGGCGACACGCCCAAGUUCCGAGCCAUCGGCGCGUUCUACUUCCUUCGACUUGUCUGCCCGGCCCUGCUGGCGCCUCAGGCCUAUGGCCUGCUCGACGAUCCGGCCCACCAGGUGGCGCAGCGACAGCUGAUCCUCGUCUCCAAGGUCCUGCAGAACCUGGCCAACGACACCCUGCCGGGCGCCAAAGAGGCCUACAUGGAGCAGCUCAACCAGUUCAUCAUCACCAACAAGCCGAUGCUCGAGCUCUUCUACAGCCGCAUCGUUGAGGAGGCCAGCAAGGGCAAGCUCGUCGACAGCGACGUGCCGCUCCGGGUGAAGAACGAUGGUCUGAUCAAGCUGCACACGAUCAUCGUCAACAACCUGGCCAUGGUGGAGCAGGCGCUGCGGGAGGACGGCGGGGACGAAGACAUCAUUCACGCCCUCAACUACGUGCUCAAGGAGAUGGGCGAUCUCGAUGGCGAGGGCAAGAACAUCGCCGACGAGGACCUUGGCGACCUUGACCUGUGA
Molecule: messenger RNA, 2844 nt
Organism: Acanthamoeba castellanii str. Neff
Lineage: Eukaryota; Discosea; Longamoebia; Acanthamoebidae
Product: GTPaseactivator protein for Ras-like GTPase
Exons: 18
Coding region: 1-2844 (947 amino acids)
Biological process (GO): regulation of GTPase activity
Source: RefSeq, a predicted model, not a curated record